Messenger RNA from Pollicipes pollicipes, 321 nucleotides. It is a transcript of the gene Smn, whose product is annotated as survival motor neuron. The record is from RefSeq and is a predicted model, not a curated record. The transcript has 3 exons. NCBI's taxonomy places the organism in Eukaryota, Metazoa, Arthropoda, Thecostraca, Pollicipedomorpha, Pollicipedidae. The coding region runs from base 1 to 321 and encodes 106 amino acids.
AUGUCCGACGAGCGCACGUUGUUCUGCCGCGGUGAUGAGGACCCGGCCGAGCACGACGACAUCUGGGACGACACGGCCCUGAUCCAGGCGUACGACCGGGCGCUCGCCUCGCACUGCGUGGCGCUGUACACGGUGGACGGCCUGCCGUACGAGGCCGAACUGCUCUCCGUGGACGGCAAGAGCUGUGAGCUGCAGUUCGUCGGUUACGGCAACCGGCAGCGCGCCAGUCUGGCCAACAUGCUGAUGGCGUGGUACGUGAGCGGCUACUACACGGGGUACUACCAGGCGCGUCGGGAGCGGCAGGCCGCCGCCAAGAGGUGA